Messenger RNA from Pseudovirgaria hyperparasitica, 1994 nucleotides. RefSeq lists its product as uncharacterized. The record is from RefSeq and is a predicted model, not a curated record. Lineage: Eukaryota; Fungi; Ascomycota; Dothideomycetes; Acrospermales; Acrospermaceae. The transcript has 2 exons. Bases 219 to 1808 code for a protein of 529 amino acids.
UGGGCUUCAGACUCCUCAAGUCUUGCAAUAUACCUGGACACUCCUCUUCGAGCGUCUCAUCAGCUUUGAGUAAAAAAAGCCGUACCCAACGUUACCUCUAUUGCUCAAUCGACGGAGGACGACGUUUCUCAUACCAAAAGAACGUCCCACACCAACGAUACGAAAUCUUGCUAGAACUUUGUUCACUCGGUAAUCAAAUAAAAACAAACAAUCACGACAUGUCUUCUAUUCAGUCUUUCCGCAUUUUCCGGGCCACUGGUGCCGACGGCUUCUCCCUUGACGCUCAUGCCAAAUUCGUCUUCGAGCCCGCUCUCGAGUCCGAUGAACUUUUUGAUGCUCUACGAUGCUCCUACCCAGAAGUCAAGACUCACGCCGAGCGAAAGCGCCAAGCUGUUCUUGACUUUCUCGUUCAAGAACGUGAGGCUGAUAUGAGAGCCUUAGACCGGCUCAUCAGCGGCGAGUCCACAUCCCCAGUCCAGUCCUGGAGUUCGCAAAGUGCUGGACAGACCCCCGCUACAACCUCAUUUGGACCCUUCCCUUCUACAAACUCAACCCAAGCCUCUCCCGUUGCCAUUACACCAAAUUUCACGGCUAGCGACUCCACAACUACUGCAUCUACGCCUUCAAAUCCCGCAUUCCACGUUUGGAAUGCCUCUAGCAACAAGCCCGUCAAGCUACAUAAGCGUAGAUGUAUGACUGACGCGGAGAAGGAAGAGUAUCGCCAGCGACGCAUAAUCGGAUCUUGCGAGUCUUGCAAACAGAAGCGGAGAAAGUGCCGCCAUUAUGAAACCGCUGCAAACCAAGCUGUUGCCAAAGGCAGGUCGAGCAAGCGAUCCAGAUCCUCGAAGACUGCUUCAACUUCUCGGACGAGCAUGUCGAAGAUGGCGAGUACCAGCGGCUCAAGCAGCUCUUCGCCGUCUGAAGCAGCAACACAGUCUUUCAAUGAUUCUCCGGCAUAUCAUACGAACUUUGGAAUGGAUGGCUCAAAUUUUGAUUUCGACACUGAACUGUCUGGCCAGCUCUUCCAAGGCGACUUCGCUCUCUUCAACGAACCCACCGAAGAGGACUUCUUCAGCAAUGCUAUGCUUCCAUUCGACAAUACUCAAAACUUCUCUUUCUUUAACAGUUUUGACUCGAACUUUGACUCUACAACAUAUGCAAAUAGCACAUCUCAAACAACAAACCCGAAUGGCACAAGCCAGACUGUAAUGUCAGAUUGGCUCACAGCGCCGGCACUCCAUGGAUUUGUUGAUUCCACAGCGCCAUCCUCACAACUACAUUUGAAUGCGUCACCAAACGAAGUCGAUAUCAUUUGGGGCGACGACAACGCAAAUGCGAAUCGUCACCAAUUACACGACUUGAACAAUACCGUCCUUGCGACCAACCGCCGCGAUGGCCAGGAAGAACCCAUACCCUCAAUUGCACGAACCGAAAGUAAUUCGUCAAGUACAAGCGAUAGCGAUCCACGCCCUGGCGUAGUACGAGAACCUAGGCGGACAACGUCCGCCCUGGAGUAUUACGCGACCCCAAUCUCGUCCACGCCCUGCAGCAUCGACAAUUGCUCCCCAGGAGCCGAAAAUGCACCUUCUUCGUGCCAAUCCAGCGAGGAAUCAAGUUGCGAACCGACCUGCCGUGCGAUAUUGACGUGUUAUCUUGCGUACAUGGCGCAGAUGAUGCAAUCCGCGAGUAACUUGAAUGCAAUCUUUCACGCUGCUGUCAGUGUACUGGGAAGUGUGGAAGGACAGAGGAUAGUCCGCGGUAUGGACCAGACGGUCGUGGGUACUGACAGGAUGGUCGCCGUUUCUUAGCAUGUCCUCUCUUGGAUAGAUUAAUAACGGUAUAGGAAAGAAAAGGACACUAGCUACUAGCUGAAACUGUAGAUUCAUGGCUUUGUCAUGCUUGAUAUGAGGCCUAAACUCUUCCAAGAUUGAAGGCGAAGGAACAGAGUAACAGCUAGACAGAUCAAUUGCCCUUCAUAUUGGGUUUACACUUCA